CGAGGGCGCAGACGUGGCGAGAGGGAUCCCUGCGAGGGCUGAGCCCUUGGGGCCCGGGCGGCUCCUGAGGACGCCCUGGGGCGCUGCAGCCGCGGGGCUCGUUGUGCUUUCUGCGGGUCCCUCAAAGUCCGUGGGGAGAUGGGGGCCUGGCGGCGGCGGGAGCACCGAGGUGCCCUGUCACCGCUUAGGGAUCUGCGAGGGAUCGGAAGGAAUCGGGUCUGGCUCAGGAAGCGAUGCAGAACCUCACGGGCUGUGUGUCUGCGCUGGCGCCGGCGUUUGCAUCGAAGUCAGCGCCGAUAUUUUUGAGUUAAAACACCUCGCAGCUUGUUUUUUUGCAACCGUGCCCCUUUCUGCAGCGACGUGGCCGUGUAAGGACCGUGCUGUGCUGUGGGAUCGAUGGAUGACAGUGCUCCCGCAGCACAGUUACAGCUCACUAAUAUUUUUUUUACUGAGAACAGACUUCUAAUGAGGUUAUGAAACGAGCCUGUGUCACAGCUAAGUCCCACCCAUUGCUGUGCUGCUGAGAUAGGCCACCCAUGAUUCCAUCCUGGGGAGACGGGGGUGACUGAUGCAGCCCCCAUCCAGCAGCUCCAGUGACACUCCCAGCCUCGGCUUUAGCUGUCAGCUUAGCGGCCUGAUAACCUCCCAGUAUUGCUGACUUCUGACCACUAGAAAAAGAAAAAAGCCGUGUUUUUCUUCUUUUCUUUAUCCAAGAAGCUCUGUCAGAGGGAUAAUGUGUGUCUGUGAUAGCUUCCUUCCAAUUCUGGCAUUUUCAGCCCUACCCAGAGGAGAUAGUGAGGUGAUGUCAUACUUGGGACUAAGAUAUGGAAAACUGCGAUGUGGUGAAUUCUGUACAAGGAACCCCUUCGUCUUCUGCAGACUCUGAUGGCAGAAACACCCACAGCUCUGUGUGUAAUUUGAAUUGUAACAGAAGUCCUUCAUCCAAUCCCAAUGGAGUUUCUGGUUACUCAGGGAAUACCAGGUCCUCAUUAAAGCCUGAUUCUGUUGAGCUGCUUGCCUCCUUUAUGCAAGAUAUCCAGAACAUUGGACACGCUGACUCGGAAAUUGUGAGGAACUGUGAGACAAGGUGGCUACAGCUAUUGAGACUGGUAGAAAAACAAUGUCAGGAACAAAUAGUUGCCCAGCAAGAGCAGUUCCACCAUCAAAUCCAACUGAUUCAGGAUGAGAUAAAGCAGCUGGUGAGGUUGCAGAGCAGCACUCGGGGUGCCAGCAGGAGCCGGGGUUUGCCUGCCCAGCUCACGGACACCUUUCCAUCCCUCCCGAGCCCAAUGGGGAUGCGCUCGGAGGCGUUUGAGGAGCAGGAGAGCAUUGCCAGCCAGCUGAGAUCCAGCGAAGGGGAGACGCAGCCAGAGGCCUCUGAUGUGCAGCAGGAAUGUGUGGGGAGCGAGGCCUCGAUGAACAGCGGCUACGGCACCCUGUCCACCGCCGAGCUGAGCCCUGGGCAGCCCAGGCAGCAGGGCACAGACUGCAUGGAGCACGCUGCCCACGGAGCGGGGCUGCAGAGUGAUGCAGCUGUGGGCAGAGCUCAGAAUAAAAGAGAACUUUUAGCGAAAAAACCAGAGGAAAACUGUUCAUCAGGAAGGAAUGACAUUUUAGUUUUUCCCGCUGAACUUGAAUGUAAAGCCGAUGAAGAUGAGCGUGGGAAAAAAGCCAGUAAAUCUCUAACAUCAUGGGCACAAAAGUUGAAACAAACCCAACCAAAAAGAGUAACUGCAGAUGAAGAGUGUGUGAACUCUAUGCAAGAAAAUGAGAGAGUGAAGAGAUUACCACUAGAGAACACAAACCUUACUGAUGCUGCUUUGCCACCUUUUUACCUCAAUCAACCAAAGGAAAGUCCGAAUUCCAUAGUGUCAGAAGCUUCAGGACUUUCAUACUGGAAGUUAGAUGAAAAGGAGAUGUAUCACACUUUACCAGAGAAUUUCAGAAGUGAGUGUCCUGAUGUUUUCUCCACAAAAGUAUCACCAGUUCAGUUGUCUUCUGCUGAUGAAAGGAAGUUGUCAUCACUGAAGGAUAUUUAUCAUAAAAGACAAAGGGAAAACAAGCAGAUGCCAGACCAGAGUUUUAUGCCUUCCUCCCAGUCAAGUCACCCACCAGAGAUCUUGACGUUGGACCCAACCCUGCAUAUGAAACCAGGUCAGCAGAACCAGGGACGCUGUUUUUUCAAUAUUCCUGAAGACUCUACUCCCUUUUCUCCAGACUCUAUGGCAGAGCCCGGAUUUCCAAGUCAUUGUGACACAGACUCUUUCUCACAGACAAGUAAUUCAUCUCAGUUAGAUGAUUCUCCAACACACCCUGCCAGCAGCAGAGCUGUGCGCUUGGACCUGUGGAGAAAUCACGCCUUCCAAACUGAAAACAGGGCCAGCUCUCCCUUCCCAGUGGCAUACAGGGAUGCUGACAAGGAUAAUUUAGUCAACACUGAGGAGGAAGAAACACUGACUCUAACUCCAUCUUCUGUUACUCAGUGUGCUGACAACAGUUUGCCAGAUUACAGCCUUUCAGUGGCAUCUGUUGAAGAUCCUGUGGUAAUGUCAAAGAUUAGGCAGAACCUGAGGGAAAAACACGCUCGACACAUCGCUGAUCUGCGAGCUUACUAUGACUCUGAGAUACAGAGCUUAAAACAGCAGCUGGAGUCAAGCCAUAGAACUGCUUCAUCUGAGGACCUGAAGAAAAUCAAUCAAAGUCUUGCUGACAGGUGUGACCAGUUAGAUGCAGCUCUGAAUGAAGCAAGUGCUCGCAUAAAAGCCCUCGAAAAUAAGAAUAAUGUGCUAGAAAAGCAAGUGGCAGAUUGGAGGGAGCGUUUCUGUGCCAUCAGUAACACUUCCAAAGUCCUGCAGGAGCGGCUCGAGGAAACGCGCGCAGCCCACAAGGAGAAGGACAACACCAUCAGCCGCCUGAAAUCGAGGCUUAAGGAGCUGGAGGAGGCUUUUGAGAAGGCUUACAAGUUAUCUGACAAUAAAAACACAAGGCUCCAGGAAGAAAACAAAAUGUUUCAAAAUCUUUUAGGAGAAUACGAAUCCCUUGGAAAAGAACAUGAAAGAGUAAAGGAUACGUUAAAUACAACUGAAAACAAAUUGCUUGAUGCAAACACGGAGAUUUCUGAUUUGAAAAGGACAAUUUUAAAGCUUGAAGCUCAGCUCAAGCAGGUGGAACAUGAAAAUACACUGAAACUUCGCCAUAUAAGUGAAAGUCGUGUAAGAACCUCUUGUGCCAACAAGUUGGGAACUCCUGAUGUCAGCAGGAGAAAGUGGUUGAUACCAGGAGCUGAAUAUUCCAUUUUCACUGGGCAGCCUUUGGAGGGCCAGGAAAGCCCCAAAGACAACAGGUUGGAAGAAACCUAUAUUCCUCCCAGGCAUCAUUCUCCUCCUGAAAAAGACUCCUCACAAGAAGAUUCUUCAACAAACACAAUAGAAAAGAAAGAAAAUGAGAUGUCAGAAGCACCAAUUAUAAAAGCCUUUAAAGAACUUGAAGAAGGAAAAGUAUUUAAAGAUUGGGGUACACAGACAGAAAAAGAAGAUGCACCAGCUAAACCAUCAACUCGACGUCAGACUGUUGGGUUUGUAGAACCUUCUUUGGUUGCAAACCGAUCUCCAGAGAAAGGGAAAGACCAGCACAGACCCAAGCGGUUCAGCUCCCCCUGUGGCCAGAGGUCAUCGUCCCUUCCUCCUGCAAACAGGAAAUCCAACACUCCCACAAGAAGAGAGAUAAUGUUGGCACCAGUGUCUGUGACAUACAGCCCAAAACGAUCUCCAAAAGAAAACCUCUCUCCUGGAUUUAGCCAUUUGCUUAGCAGAAAUGAAAACACAGUGACAAGAUUUGAUAUACUUCUAGAUGACCUGGAAACUGGUCCUACUUCUACUUUACAGCACAAUAAUCCAAGGAAAAGGCUCCAGUUUCACUCACUAGAUGAUGUAGAAGGAAGGCAGCACUCAGGUGUCAGACACAGCUCCUGUGCUGAAUCCGUCAGUAAUGGAAUGAAGAAAGCGGCAGCUUGGGACGAGAGGAGCCAGAGAUACGAGGCAGUGCAAUCACCUUGUGAAGAAGACUUCAAAUACACAGCAAGGAUUACAACUCUGGCUGAAACAGAGAGGCUUUUUGAUGAGCUGACUCACGAAAAGCAACAGAUUGAGGCUGCACUGAGCCGAAUCCCUUGUUCUGGUGGAAGAAUGACCUUGCAAGCGAGACUAAAUCAGGAAGCCCUGGAAGAUCGUUUGGAAAGAAUUAAUAGAGAUUUGGGGUUAAUACGAAUGACUCUGAAAAGAUUUCAUGUUUUAAGAACCUCUGCGAAUCUUUGACAAUUCUCUCUUGACUGCAAAUAUACGGUUUUUUUUGCACUAAUAUAUAAGGAUGCACUCAGUAAAUGCAAAUUGUUUUGUAUUUUUAUAAACCCUGAAAAGUAGUUUUGCAACCAUGUUACCCUUUACAAACAGCAAUAUUUUGUACUUCAAACAGCCACCUCUAUUUUAAACAUAUUUUUGUUACACCUGAGAAAUCAAUGUUUAUCCUGUAUUGUAAUAUUUUUAGAAAUAUUAAUUAUUUUUAAAUAGUGUUAUUCAAUUUAUAAUAAGAAACUAAAAGGCAGCUUGUUUUCAGAAAAUGAUAGUGUUACCCUUUUGCACUUGGUUUUCCUCCACCAUUUUAUAAAUAUUUAUGGUGUGAUGUAAAUAUUAGCCAAGAGGAGAUUUUGGACUUUUAAUACAAAAAGCAACAUGACUUACCUGUGUUGAAGAGAACUGCUGUUCUGUGGUAAAUCCUUUUAAUUUAAACCUUUAAUGGAUGUUUUUCAUUGUGACAGAACUGUGAGCAGUACUUGCACUAUGGCUGGCUGGGGCAGGAAAAUCCUGCUCCGAUUCAUCUGAUGUCUCCCAGCACUCACAGUGAGGGGUGUUUUGAUACUGUGAGUACCAGGAUUCACCUGACAGCAGCCUCCCUUGUCUCCCAGUGAACAACUCGACUCCAGCUGACACUCCAGGACUGGAACUCCUUACCUGAAGUUACUGGUUCCAUGUGCCAGACUGGGUUUCGUGCCAGUGUUCUGUUCGUGUACAUUUCAUGUAUUUGUGAACAUAAACGGAUUUUUCUUGGUGAAAAAUACAUAUUUGCCAGUUGACAUAUUGUUGCAUUACUGUCCAACAUUGAUACUUUGGUUUGUAUUUUAAUAUUUAAUAAAUGUUUAAUUAGA
This is a messenger RNA of Corvus hawaiiensis (hawaiian crow), 5200 nucleotides long. RefSeq names its product M-phase phosphoprotein 9 (gene MPHOSPH9). The record is from RefSeq and is a predicted model, not a curated record. Gene Ontology annotation, cellular component: centriole. NCBI's taxonomy places the organism in Eukaryota, Metazoa, Chordata, Aves, Passeriformes, Corvidae. Bases 825 to 4313 code for a protein of 1162 amino acids. The transcript is spliced from 24 exons.